Messenger RNA from Malus domestica (apple), 5034 nucleotides. The record is from RefSeq and is a predicted model, not a curated record. NCBI's taxonomy places the organism in Eukaryota, Viridiplantae, Streptophyta, Magnoliopsida, Rosales, Rosaceae.
GUAUUAUGUGUUUUCUAUCCAGAUUCCAACCUGUUUCUUUUAUUGUCGGCACCUUCGUAUUAUGUGUUGAGAACUAAGACAGAGAUGCUUGGUCUUGUUGAAGUCUGCCACCCAGAAAAUUACAAGAUUGGCUUACUGGCUGGUGGAUCAACGAGCGGGAAAGUACAUAGAUAGCAAAUCCGAAGCUUAAGAAAAAGACCUGCUAGGUAAGCAACAAUAACGUAGAUCAAGCUAGGCAAGAAGUACGGGCUAACUCCAGUUCAGAUUGCACUUGGAUUUGUAAGGGACCGUCCAUUUGUGACAAGUUCAAUAGUUGGUGCCACUUCUGUCAACCAACUGAAAGAAAACAUUGGUGAUUUUCUGUUGACUGAGAGGCCUUUGCCACCGGAAGUGGUGGCUGAUAUUGAAGAGAUUUUCAAGAGAUACAAAGAAGCCACCUUUUGAAAGAAAAAGUCGCCUUAGGAAGUGUAAUUAUUACGUUUCUUGACACAUCUGGUUUAGAGGACGAUCGAAGGUCAAUGCUUCCGAUUUUGCGGUCACCAACUACCCAUGACAGGACAAAGCCUCAACUUCCCUUUUGGGAUUAUUAUGUAUCCUUCUUACCUUACCUUACUGUAUUUUCCUCUAACGUGCAUAAAAGUGUUGUUUUCGUUUUUUUAUUCCCCCUUUAAACCAGUGAGAGCUGGAUCUCUAUAUAUCAAGAGUUAGUGAUAGAAAGUUGGGAGAUUGUCAAUUUUGAUCUGCUAAUUUCAUGCUGUGUUGGAUUCAUGCAAUUGCAUCAUGUUUAAAAUUAAUCCGAUGUUAUGCUCCCUUUUGUCUGUUUUAAUACAAGAGAGAAUCGAGCGUAAAUACUCUUAACUCUAAACUACUUGAGUUACAAGUUCUUUGCGUGAAUUUUGUGACUCGACAAAAGAGAGUCCUUCGAGUUCUUGGCAAAGGAUUGCGACCGAUGAUAGCCGUGCACCUUCAACAGUCUCUUCAAUUUGUUUUGCAGAAGUAUCAUCGCCAAAUUUUUUGCAGUCUUCUUCCAUCUGCAACUGUUUUUCCUUCACUUCUCAAAUCAAACCACGUGGCAGAAUCAGAUUGGGAGUAAUAAUUUUUAAUUUAAUAUUUUUGAAAGGUAGUUUAACUCGUUGGUGGGACGUGGAUGAAGAGAAAGAGGCGCGCCAAUAUCUCGCCCUCUUUUCUUUUGAGCUGCAAACUUCCCUAAACAUGCUCAGAAACUGAAUAUUCACAUCUUCUGCAAAAUUUUACGGUGAAUAUCUGAGGCUGUUCGAUCGACUUCCUUGAGAAUUUUUCACGAGAGCCAAUUUGUAACUGAAGAAGCUAUUGAUUUCCAACAAGUUGGUGACCCGAUUGAGGUUCCCAAGUUUUUUGUUUUGGGAAUGUAUAUGGUUCUUGUUUAGAAGGGCACUAGGAAUUUGAUGAGAGGCCAAAGUGGAAGAAAGCAUAUUCCUCUAUGAAGACUGGUGAAGGGAAGUCGCCGAUGCAGUUGUCGGUUGAGCUUGCUUCUUCUUCGGCGUUUAAUUCCUUACGAAAGUUUCAGAUGGAAUGGCAGAUCCUGCUAGCUAUGGGAAUUAUGAGCGUGAUACUGAACAAGCACUCAUUGCAUUAAAAAAAGGUUCCCAGUUAAUCAAGUAUAGCCGGAAAGGACAGCCAAAACUUCAUACAUUCAGAAUUUCUACUGAUGAAACUACACUAAUCUGGUAUUCACAUGGAGAAGAACGAACUCUGAAAUUAGCUUCUGUCUCUCGAAUUAUCCCCGGACAGAGAACAGCUGUGUUUAGAAGGUAUUUGCGCCCAGAAAAGGAUUACUUGUCAUUUUCUCUUCUAUAUAAGAACGGUGAACGAACACUUGAUCUGAUCUGCAAGGACAAAGCUGAGGCAGAGAUAUGGUUUGCUGGCCUUAAGGCGGUAAUUACUUCAGGAAAAGAGCGUAGUAGACGUAGUCAGAGUGAUAUUUCUGAUUUGCAAGACUCUGCUGAAUCUGUUCAUGGCCAUCCAUUUGGUGCGACAUUAGAGUUCACGUCAAGCAUUGCCAGUGGUAGGGUAUCCGUUGAUUCUCAUGAAUCAGUGAAUUUGGCAGGCUCAGAUGUGGGUUCAGAACGUGCAAACAUGCAACUAAGAACAAGUGCAGGAGAUGGUUUUCGAAUUAGUGUUUCAAGCACUCCUAGCUGUUCAAGUGGAGGGUCUGGACAUGAUGAUAUAGAAUCACUAGGAGAUGUUUAUGUGUGGGGAGAGAUCUGGUCUGAUGGAAAUGGACCUGAUGGGUCUGCAAAUUCAAUCUCUAAAAAAAUCGAUGUGCUGAUUCCAAAGCCCUUGGAGUCGAAUGUUGUUCUUGAUGUUCAGCAGAUAGCUUGUGGUGUGCGACAUGUUGCUCUUGUAACAAGGCAAGGGGAGGUUUUCACCUGGGGAGAGGAAUCGGGUGGAAGACUCGGUCAUGGGAUUGAUAGAGACUUUAGUCGUCCUCGCCUUGUUGAGUUCCUCGCAAUUAAUAACAUUGAAUUUGUUGCAUGUGGUGAGUACCACACAUGUGCUGUAUCUACAUCAGGUGAUUUGUUUACGUGGGGUGAUGGUACACAUAAUGCUGGACUUCUUGGUCUUGGAACUGAUGUUAGCCACUGGAUACCUAAAAGGGUUACCGGUCCUUUAGAAGGACUUCAGGUUCUAUCUGUUGCAUGUGGCACAUGGCAUUCAGCUUUAGCAACUUCGAAUGGAAAGGUAUUUACAUUUGGAGAUGGAGCGUUCGGUGUUUUGGGCCAUGGGGAUCGAGAGAGUGUUCCGUAUCCAAGGGAGGUACAGUCGUUGAAUGGACUAAAGAAUAAAGUAGCAUGCGGAGUUUGGCAUACUGCAGCUAUUGUAGAAGUUAUGGGCCAGUCUGGUACAAAUGCUUCAUCUCGUAAGUUGUUCACCUGGGGCGAUGGUGACAAACAUCGUUUGGGUCACGAAAUCAAGGAAACUUAUCUGCUUCCCACCUGUGUCUCUUCACUUAUCGACUAUAAUUUCCACCAGCUAGCAUGUGGACACACUAUGACUAUUGCCCUCACCACAUCAGGUCAUGUGUUUACCAUGGGCGGAACUGCAUAUGGCCAGCUAGGCAAUCCAAGUUCUGAUGGGAAAGUACCUUGUUUAGUACAGGAUCGAUUGGUUGGUGAGUUUGUCGAAGAAAUAUCUUGUGGGUCAUAUCAUGUUGCUGUCCUGACAUCAAGAAGUGAAGUGUUCACUUGGGGAAAAGGUGCUAAUGGAAGACUGGGACACGGGGACACAGAAGACCAGAAAACUCCAACUUUGGUUGAAGCCCUAAAAGAUAGGCAUGUGAAAAGCAUAUCGUGCGGCUCAAACUUCACAUCUAGUAUAUGCAUCCAUAAGUGGAUCUCUGGAGCUGAUCAAUCAAUUUGCUCAGGUUGUCGACAGACAUUUGGUUUUACUAGAAAGAGGCAUAACUGUUAUAACUGUGGACUAGUCCAUUGCCAUGCUUGUAGUUCCAAGAAAGCACUGAGGGCAGCUUUGGCCCCGACUCCUGGAAAACCUCAUCGUGUAUGUGAUGCUUGUUAUGCGAAACUUAAGGCUGCUGAGGCUGGUAAUGCUUCCAGUGUUAGUAGGAGAUCUAGGGUCACACGCUCGAUGGAUAGCAGGGAUUUACUAAGUAGAGUAGAGGUGAAAUCUUCAAGGAUUCUUCUCUCUCCCUCUAUAGAACCCGUUAAAUACCUUGAGGUCAAGUCCAUGAAGCCUGGUGGUGUCAGAUCCGAAUCCCCUUCUAUAGUCAGGGCUUCCCAAGUUCCAUCCCUUUUACAACUUAAAGAUAUUGCAUUUCCAAGUUCGUUGAGUGCACUUCAAAACGUUUUGAAGCCUGUCAUGACAACGCCGUCUCAGCCCAAUUCGAGAUCUACUUCACCAUAUUCAAGGAGACCUAGUCCUCCCCGGUCUACAACUCCUAUAUUCUCUAGGAGUGUUAUUGACAGUCUUAAGAGAACAAAUGGCACUCUGACUCAAGAAGUAUCAAAGAUGCAAAACCAGGUUAAAAGUCUGAAGCAUAAGUGUGAUGCUCAAGAGGUAGAGAUAAAGAAACUACGUAAACAUGUGAAAGAAGCUGGCUCAUUAGCCGAUGACCAAUACUCGAAGUGCAGAGCUGCCAAAGAACUCGUCAAGUCCAUCACGGAACAGAUGAGGGAAUGGGAAGACAAGAUACCUCCUGAGAUUUCUGACAGCGAUACUUUCAAAGCAUUGCGUACGCAAGCUGAGGAUUUUAUGAACACGAAUAUUGGAAGGCCAAGCUCAGAUCUUGACCAACACUAUGCAACCGAUAGAACUUCCUUGGUUGUUGAGUCUUCUAGAAUGGAAGACAACAAGGCUAAAGACUCUGCAGAGGCUGAACAGCAAAACAGCUCAGAAAACCACUCGAAGUCACCUGAAUCAUCAACGUUGCAGACAGAAGACAACAGAUCAGAAAACUUUGCGGAUGCUGGACCUCAAAACCGCUCAAGGUCACCAGAAUCAUCAAUGUCACGGACAGGACAAAAGGAAGUCAUUGAACAAUUUGAACCGGGCGUUUAUGUAACUCUCCUUCAACUAAAAAAUGGUAUUUGGGUUUUUAAGCGUGUUAAAUUCAGCAAACGGAAGUUUAGUUCGGAACAGGCAGAAGCAUGGUGGAAAAACAACAAAGAUAGGCUGCUUAGGAGAUAUAGUCAGCCGAAUACAAGUCCUGCUCCGAGUGUACCACCACCCAGCCGUCCUAUACCGCCCGAGGAAAACAGCGAGGCAGCCGCAGCUUCCCCGACUUAGUUUUAUAACUUAGUCUCUUAACAGUAUGGUUUAGAAACUUGGUAAGUAGGAUCAAAGGAUCUGCUAUAGAAUGGCAGUGUAUGAAUCAGUUAGGUGUAAACUUAUCUUGUUAAGAACAGAACAAAAUAGAGCGGCAUCCUUGUUCUUCUUUCUUUUCUUAUUUUGUCUUUGUUUUUUUUAUCUAGGGGAAUUAUUGAGAGGAUUUCUACUCCUCCAUUAAAAAGAAGAGCUUCAAUAUCAUUCUUUCAUCCA